AUGAGCAAACUCCUGCAGCAACAAGCCUGCUUUGAAAGCAUCAAGUCCCUGUGCGCCAACUACAAGAAAGACUCAGCGGACAGGAAAACUCGCGACUAUUUAAACAAACGGCUGGCCAAUCUCGACGCCUUAUGGGAUAAGUUCGAGAGCCAACAUGGGGUCCUCGAAACAGAAAUCGAGGACAAAAACAUCACCUACUUUCAGGAAGACAUCCACACAAAAACAAAAAACAUGUACGACGUUACUAAGGCGGAUAUGCUAAACUUGAUUCACAAGCUAACUGAAGCGAACAGUUCAGUACAAUUCGACCUUACAGAGCGUCUGGAAGGAACGGAAACCGGAACCAGUGACGUCAUUCAACUGUUAAGCAAACAAGAAUGCAACUUCAAGGCAAUCGACCGAGCGAUGUCAAAAAUUGCCAUUGCCCCUAACAAUGAAAAAUGGGAAUUAGAAGAUAAUCUUAAUAUCCUAAAAUCAAAAUGGACGGACAUAGACAAACAACACUGGGAGAUAGAUGGCUUACUCAAAGGUGCUCAUGAAACUUACUACAAUAUAUUCACCGACAUAGAAAACAGGUACGAUUCCAUGCGAAAGGAUCUCAACAGCAAGAUAUGGACAACGUCACAUUAUCAAAAAUCGGCACCUCGCAUUUCGAUACCCGAAUUCUCGGGAAACUACAACCAAUGGAUUUCGUUCAAAGAUCUUUUCGUAGAAACCGUCCACAACAAUCCAACAAUCAACAAGGCACAGAAGAUGCAGCAUCUCAAAACUAAACUUCGUGGAGAAGCAGAAAGAUUGGUCCAGCAUCUCACAAUUAACGCAGACAACUACAACUCAUGCUGGGACAUUUUAAAUCAGCGUUAUGACAAUCGGCGUCUUCAAUUUACUUCCUUUAUGAACACCAUGCUGAAUUUGCCUACCAUUCAACAACCAGAUGCCUACAACCUGAAAAAAAUGCAUGACGUCAUAACCGAAUGCUUAAGUGGACUAACAAAUAUCGGCUUAGAUACCACAACGUGGGAUCCUAUUAUCGUUCAUUUGAUGACUUUGAAAUUGGACGCAUCCACACACAGCGACUACGUACGGGACCUCCAAGACCACAGGGAAGUACCGGUGUUACAUGACUUUCUCUACUUUCUAGAGAGCAAAUUCAUGGCUUAUGAAACCAUGAAACGCGCUAAAAAGGAUGUCAUCACCCAACAGAAGCAAGCAUCCGUGAAAACCUUUAGUAAGGAAUAUCAAACCAAGAAGCCUAACUACAAUAACUUUAACUAUUUCAAGAAUAACUUCAAAACAUACCAUGCAACACACGGUCAAUGUCCACUUUGCGAAGGGGGGCACUCGCUGAGACAAUGUCAAAGGUUUGUUGACCUGGAUAUACCGCAACGCAACAAUAUGGUUGCGAAACUAAAGGUCUGCAAAAACUGUUUGUCCGAUCACGGGGACAGGGAAUGCGGAUCUCAAAAUACGUGCAAAGAAUGUAACAUGAAACAUCAUUCAUUAUUGCACAAUAAUAACAUGAAGAAACAAAUAGCUUCUAAAUAUACAAAAUUUCCAUUCGGGCCAAAGCCAUCAACUUCCACUCAACAACCAACGAGCCAUCAUAUAGCAACAAAUGAGGUAGAAGUCCUGCUAACUACGGUUCAGCUUCAACUUCAGGCAAGCAACGGGACAUUUACAACGCUACGCGCAUUACUAGAUCAAGGCUCUCAGCUAAAUCUCAUAACUGAAAAUGCCGCACAAUUACUAAACCUACCCAGGAAGAAGCUAAAUGGGACUAUAACUGGAAUCGGGACCUUAACCUGCAAAGGAAAAGCAGAGCUUAAGGGCAAGUCCUUGCAUUCCGAUUAUACAUUUCAAACAAAAGCAUUUAUCGUCCGCAAAAUAACUAGGAACUUACCUAACUCCACAUUCAAGAAAGCAGACUGGCCGCACAUACAAAACUUAAAACUAGCGGACCCUGACUUCGACGUGUCGCGCCCCAUAGACCUGCUACUCGGGGCCCACGUUUACGCUGACGCCCUCAUGAACGGGCUAAUAAAAGCUGGUAAAAGGGCUCCAAUUGCCCAACAAACCCAGCUAGGUUGGAUUAUCAGUGGAAGCCUGACAACUCCCACCUCACCCAGCUGCCACGCAGCCUUAACUAACAUGGAUGAACUUACCAAAUUUUGGGAAAAUGAAGACAUCUCGCAAAACGACGCGGAUAGGUCUACGGACGAUAAAUGUGAAGAUUACUACCAGCAAACUGUUAAGCGGGGCCCCGAUGGAAAAUACAUUGUGAAAAUGCCACUAAACGCAAAAUACGAAAAAAAGCUGGGAAAUUCAAAACAAAUAGCGAUCUCUCAGUUUCUACAACUAGAACGCAAACUGCAAAGGCAACCAAAAUUCGCCCAAAUGUAUCGGGAAUUUAUGAAAGAAUAUUCCGAUCUGCAGCACAUGAAGCCUUCUAAGUCAUCCUCAGCACAAGACUGUUACCUUCCGCAUCAUGGGGUGCUGAGGGCAAAAGCAUCCACCACAAAGUUAAGGGUUGUUUAUAAUGCAUCACAAAAAACCAGCAGCGGCUAUAGCUUAAAUAGCCUCCAAGAAAAGGGUCCUAACCUACAAAGGGACAUUCAAGCCCUGAUACUAAAAUGGAGGUCCUACAAAUACGCCUUUUGCGCUGAUGUCCAAAUGAUGUACAGAUGCAUAUGGAUCUCUGAGGACCAACAACAUCUUCAGAAGAUAAUAUGGCGAAACUCGCCUUCUGAAAAACUUCAGGAAUACCAACUCUGUACAGUAACCUACGGCCAAAAAUGUGCAGGUUGGUUAGCAACAAGAACACUCAAGCAGUUGGCCAUUGACGAUGGUCACAAACAUCCCGAAGCUGCCGAAACACUAAAGAACGAAUUCUACGUUGACGACCUCAUCAGCGGUCGCAACUCAAUCGAAGAAGCAAAAGAACUACAGAGCUCACUAAUAAGCCUACUCAAAGGUGGAGGUAUGAACUUACGAAAAUGGUCAGCUAACGACCCAACUUUGCUGGAGGAUCUAACCAAAGAUCAAAUUUCAACACAAAUAUACGACUUCAAACAUGAAGAAUCUAUGAAAACAUUAGGACUUGGCUGGAACCCAAGCUCGGACACGUUCCUACUCAGCUGGGAACUACAAAACGACACAGCGUCAAACUUAACUAAACGGACUCUACUGUCUGAAAUAUCACGCCUAUAUGACCCAUUAGGCUGGUAUAGUCCUGUCACCGUGACGGCAAAACUAAUAUUCCAAAGGGUUUGGACCAGUAAUAUUUCAUGGGAUCAAAUUCUGCCUCAUCAAAUCCAAGAAGAUUGGAUAAAACUUAAAACGGAACUACAACUACUAAACAAGGUUAACCUAAACAGAUGGAUCGGCGGAACAUCAAAGCAAAUCGAACUUUUAGGGUUCUCUGACGCAAGUGAGAAAGCGUUUGCCUGCGUCAUUUACACUCGCGUUAAGGAUGACAACGGGAAGCUGCGAACAACUCUACUAGCAGCGAAAACUAGGGUGGCCCCCAUAUCGCAAAAAACUACUCUACCAAAAUUAGAAUUAUGUGGAACCCUACUACUAGCCCAACUCAUGAAGAAGGUAUUGAAAGCCUACAAAGACUACGAUGUAACUAUACGAGCAUUUUGCGACUCCCAAGUAACCCUCGCAUGGCUACAGGGGGACGAGUCACGAUGGGAAAAAUACGUGGCCAACCGAGUAGUAAAGGUCACACAAAUAAUACCAGCAGACAAGUGGAAUUACAUCAGAUCUGAGGAAAAUCCAAGUGACUGCGCUUCACGAGGCGUGUACCCAAGCAAACUGGUGAAUCUCACCCUCUGGUGGCACGGUCCGUCACUUCCCGAAACUAAUCUGGAAAACGAACUUCAAACCUCAACUUGCCAUUUCACUACUAACAUCGGGCUAGCGGAAAACGAAGAGACAACCCUAACUACAAAUCAAAACAAUAACUUCAUGUAUGACCUACUUAACAAAUGCAGUUCCUUAUCACGAGCCAUUGUAACUUAG
Messenger RNA from Cydia pomonella (codling moth), 4023 nucleotides. RefSeq lists its product as uncharacterized. Gene Ontology annotation, biological process: proteolysis. Gene Ontology annotation, molecular function: aspartic-type endopeptidase activity. NCBI's taxonomy places the organism in Eukaryota, Metazoa, Arthropoda, Insecta, Lepidoptera, Tortricidae. The coding region runs from base 1 to 4023 and encodes 1340 amino acids. The transcript has a single exon. The record is from RefSeq and is a predicted model, not a curated record.